GAAGCCUUCUUUCUCCCCAUUUACCUAGCCCCCAUUUUGCGUUCCGCCCAACUCCCGCCCGGCCGUAGUUUUGUCCGCUCUGUUUCUCUUUUUCUUCUCACCAUCUCUUUCAUUUGCUUUGAUUAUUGUCCUUCUCGAAAGAUCGGGUCUUUGAUAGUCAGGCUUCUCUCAGACCUAGGGUUUCGGGUGUUUGUCAUCGUUUGAUUGGAUUUGAUUUGUGCUUUGAGGGCAUAUGCCUUUGCAGAUCACAUCAAUGUUUUCGGAGUUUCUGUGACCUACGCCAUGCGUCGAUUUCGUUUGCUGCACUCCUUCUCUGUUGUGUUUCUGUACUGGUUCUACGUUUUCUCAUGAACUACCUGUCAAUCCCUUGAUUUCUCGCCUUCGGUGUUUGAUUCCUUGUUUUAUUUUGUAUUUUGACCAUUAGAUCUCACAAUCCAGUUUCGAUUAAUUAUCAACCGUCACCCAUUCGAGUAAGUUAUUCGAUUAGGAAAGCCCUUUUUUGAGUUUUAGGAAAAUGGCUUCGAAUCACCGUCCAGCAAGUUCGGGAUCUGAUGACCCAAGAUCUGAUGUUGUGGACGAGAGGAAGAGAAAGAGGAUGCAGUCUAACCGUGAAUCGGCGAGGCGAUCACGGAUGAAGAAGCAGAAGCAACUGGAAGAUCUGACCAAUGAGAUCAGCCGAUUGCAAAGUGCAAACAGUCAGUUAGUGCAGAACAUAAAGGAAAAGGAGGACGCAUACAAUGAGAUGGAAUCCAAGAACACUGUCCUUAGGGCGCAGACUAUGGAGUUGUUCGAACGAUUGCGCUUUCUGAACUCAAUACUUGAGAUCGCUGAAGAGGUCAGCGGGCUUUCUGUUGAGAUCCCCGAGAUACCAGAUCCUCUCCUGAAGCCAUGGCAGCUUCCUUAUCCGAUACAGCCGAUCACAGCUUCGUCAGACUUCGGCCUGCAUUGACCUGAGGCUCCUUAUUUUGUGCAUUUAGUCAUUUAUCCCUUCCGAGUUGUCUGUUGGUAUGAUGUAUUUCAAUUGUUCUGUUGGGUUCUGAUGAGUCUGUUAGUUCUCUGUUGGGUUUGUUAGUUCUCUGUUGGGUUUCUUUAGCCAGUGAAGUCAAAAUAUUAGGAGUGCUUUUGUCAUUCUUCCUGUGGUUUGUCGGUGUGGUUCGUAGAUUAUUGGUGCUGUGUUGUCUGGGCUUGUGAAAUAUGCGUGCUUUUAUGUUCUUUUAAUUUAUUAUUUUCUAUGUAUGUUCUGUCUUUACCAGCAAAAUAACGUGUAUUGACCAAUGGUUGUUCAUUAUAGCACUCCAAUGGUGAUUUGGAAGUCUGUAUCAGUCGCACUGCUCUGAAAUAUCGUUCAGUUCUGAGA
Molecule: messenger RNA, 1357 nt
Organism: Neltuma alba
Lineage: Eukaryota; Viridiplantae; Streptophyta; Magnoliopsida; Fabales; Fabaceae
Product: bZIP transcription factor 53-like
Exons: 1
Coding region: 515-949 (144 amino acids)
Biological process (GO): positive regulation of DNA-templated transcription
Cellular component (GO): nucleus
Molecular function (GO): DNA-binding transcription factor activity; transcription cis-regulatory region binding
Source: RefSeq, a predicted model, not a curated record